CAUUUUCUUCAAGAUUGUUUUCUCAGCGGUAAAGAAUCUCUCUUCGCGCAGAGACAUGCAUCCAGCAACUGCCAAGUGGUACGACAGGAGGGACUCUGUUUUUAUAGAGUUCUAUGUAGCAGACAGCAAAGAUGUUGCGGUCAAAUUUGAUAAAACAAAAUGUUUUUUCAGUUGUGUUGGUGGAACUGACAAUGCUAAGCUUGAGAAUGAAAUAGACCUUUUUGAUGCAAUCGACGAGAGCCAAUGCAAACACAAACGCACAGAUCGCUCGGUCUUGUGCUAUCUACGGAAAGCUCAGCCGGGGAAGGCAUGGCCAAGGCUAACGAAAGAGAAGGCUAAGCUGAGUUGGCUAAGUGUCGACUUCAACAACUGGAAAGACUGGGAGGACGACUCGGAUGAGGAGAUGGGCAACUUCGACCAAUUCUCAGAUAUGAUGAACAACAUGGGAGGUGAAGACGACCUGGCUGAUCUAGAUGGUGCAGAUGAUGACUCUGCAGAUAGUGAUGAUGAGAAAAUGCCAGACUUGGAGUAGAAGACAUGAAGCUUUGAAAAGUGGAACAACGGGGGGAUAAGAGGAAGUCUUUAACAAAUGUAUAUCUUGAAACUGAAGGCAGUGCGAGACUGCUGUACAUACGAGUCAGUAGCCAUAUUUAAAUCCAUAGCCUCCGCUCCAAACUCUUGACCAGUCAGUCUACUUAAAGUUGAUUUGCAUGGUAUUGUACAGAGCAGCUAUUUCCACGUCCAUUUGCUGUACUGCACCUUUUCGAGUAUCUUGUUUUUAAUGUUGAAUAUUACAACUUAAGCACACAUUUUUAUUUGCUGGGGGGAAAACUGUGUACUUGUAUUCAUCUGAGCAAUAUGUGUUGAGAGCAGAGAUAUCUAAAUUGUUUCCAAACGAACUAUUAAAAAAAAAAAAAAGA
This is a messenger RNA of Austrofundulus limnaeus, 920 nucleotides long. Its product is annotated as prostaglandin E synthase 3. Gene Ontology annotation, molecular function: Hsp90 protein binding; protein-folding chaperone binding; prostaglandin-E synthase activity. Gene Ontology annotation, biological process: protein folding; prostaglandin biosynthetic process; chaperone-mediated protein complex assembly. Lineage: Eukaryota; Metazoa; Chordata; Actinopteri; Cyprinodontiformes; Rivulidae. The record is from RefSeq and is a predicted model, not a curated record. Gene Ontology annotation, cellular component: nucleus; cytosol.